Messenger RNA from Cuscuta campestris, 3301 nucleotides. The record is from the annotation of a GenBank genome assembly. NCBI's taxonomy places the organism in Eukaryota, Viridiplantae, Streptophyta, Magnoliopsida, Solanales, Convolvulaceae.
GGGUUAUUGUGAAAUCAUGGAAGACAGCUGUGGGUAACCCAAUAACCCAUCCCAUGAUUUCACAAGCUUCCUUCCAUUCUGCCGUUAUGGCGGCCUCCAUCCUCAGGUACUUCUUUUUUUCUACAGGAGCUUCAUCUCCGGCUUUGCUGCUUCAUCUUCCGGUCUUCAAAUAGAUUAAAUAAGAUAAGUGCCUGCUUUGUUCUGCCAUCCCAAAUCAGUCCCGUCCGGCUGCCGACACGCAGUGUUGUCCCACCACCACUGGUCACUAGUAACUCCUUCGUUCUCCACUUUCAAAUCUCCAAUCCAAAAAGAUUGAAACAUUGGCUGCCUCAGAGAUGGGAAAGGAGAUGAAUAAGGAAAACAGCAAUAGCCAAUUCUCUCCCUCAACUGUCUUUGUUUCCAACUUGCCUUACUCCUUUACUAACACCCAGCUUGAAGAAACUUUCAGUGAUGUUGGCCCGAUCAGAAGAUGUUUUUUGGUAACAAAGAAAGGGUCUACGGAGCACCGAGGCAUUGGAUUUGUUCAAUUUGCUAAUGUUGAAGACGCAAGUCGUGCUAUUGAGCUAAAAAACAAUUCAAGAGUUGGAGGACGAAAACUUGGAGUCAAACAUGCAGUGCAUCGGGCCCCUCUCAAACAGCGUAAAUCAAAGGGAUCUCAAGAUGAGGCGCCUCAUAAGGACAAUAAUGAGACCUUGCCCGAUGCAUUAGUCAAGCCCGAACAAGAUCUUAACUCUCAAGCAACAGGUAUAGGUAAACAUAGAAGAAAAAGAAAAGCUACAGAGCUUUGCACUGGCCUGCCUGAUGAAAAGAGUUGUUCAGAAAAGCAGAGGGUUGCCAGGACAGUCAUAAUUGGAGGUAUUCUUUCUGCCAAUAUGGCAGAGGAAGUUCAUAGUCUCGCUAAAGGCUGUGGCACAGUAUGUUCCAUUACCUAUCCUCUUCCAAAAGAAGAACUUGAAUAUACUGGGUUGGCUCAAGAUGGUUGUAAAGUGGGCGCUUCAUCGGUGCUUUAUACUAGUGUUAAAUCUGCUAAAACUUCUGUUGAAACAUUACAUAAAAAAGAAAUACACGGAGGAAUUAUAUGGGUGCGCCAACUUGGUGGAGAGGGUUCCAAGACUAAUAAAUGGAAACUAAUAGUGAGGAAUAUUCCGUUUAAGGCCACAGUGAAUGAGAUAAAGACCAUGUUUUCAACUGUUGGCUUUGUAUGGGAUGUAUAUAUUCCUGAGAAUGCAGAGACAGGUUUAUCCAAGGGAUUUGCAUUUGUUAAAUUUACUUCCAAACAAGAUGCAGAAAAGGUUAUUAAGACUUUCAAUGGAAAGACUUUUGGUAAAAGACCUAUUGCUAUUGAUUGGGCUGUACCCAAAAAGGUUUAUGUUGCUGAUAAUCAACCUGCUGCAGCUUUAGAGGAUGGACGACCAAAUGAAAGCGAUGGAGAUGAUGACAGCAGUGUUGAUUUGGAGGAUAAGGAAAUGGAGAUUGAUGGAAAAUCCCAACAGGAUAAUAGUAAUGAGAUUGAAGAAACAGAACUAGACGAAGAUAGUGUUGAUGAAGAAGAAGAAGUAGAAGUAGAAGAAAACGAAGAAGAAGAAUAUGAAGAAGGAGAAAAAGAGAAAGAAGAAGAAGAAGAAGAUGAUGAUGAUGAUGGUGAUGAUAAAGAAAAAGACACACAUCCAGAAGUUAAUGUUGAUACGGAAGCAAACAUUGCAAGGAGAGUUCUUGAAAAUUUAAUGUCAUCUACUUUUAAGGGGACAACAAAUUCUUUUCCAGCAGAUGAUUCUUCCGGCUUGCCCAAUGCAGAAAAGAGUGAUGUUGGUGAAACACCAAAAAGUUCUAGCAAGGAGAAAAUUGCCAUGCGGACUGAAGGAGUAGAUGAUCUGAAACAGACAAUUUUCAUAAACAACCUUCCUUUUGAUGUUGACAAUGAAGAAGUAAAAGAGCGUUUUUCUGCAUUUGGAGAAGUGGAGUCCUUUGUUCAAGUUCUUCACCAAGUCACCAAGAGACCAAGGGGUACAGGAUUUCUCAAAUUUAAAACAGUAGAUGCUGCUGAUGCUGCCCUUUCAGCAGCCAACACUGCUGAUGGGUUGGGUAUACAUCUGAAGGGUAGACAAUUGAAAGUUUUGAAAGCCAUUGACAGAAAAUCAGCUCAGGAUAAGGAGGUGGAGAGAACAAAAAAGGAGGAACAUGACCAUCGUAACCUUCAUCUGGCUAAGGAAGGACUUAUUUUAGAAGGAACCCCUGCUGCUGAAGGCAUUUCAACCAGCGAUAUGUCAAAGCGCAAGAUCUUGCACGAUAAAAAGAUGGUCAAACUCAAGUCGCCAAACUUCCAUGUAUCGAGGACUCGGCUAAUUAUGUACAAUCUUCCUAAAUCAAUGACCGAAAAAGAGCUUAAGAAACUCUGCUUAGAUGCAGUUACUUCUCGAGCUACUAAGCAAAAGCCUAUGAUCAGGCAGAUAAAAAUUUUGGGUGAUACUAAAAAGGGUAAAUUGGAAGCGAAGAAUCAUUCUCGUGGAGUUGCCUUUGUUGAGUUCACCGAGCACCAACAUGCACUUGUGGCUCUCAGAGUUCUAAAUAAUAAUCCUGGGACUUUUGGACCAGAACAUCGUCCAAUUGUGGAGUUUUCUCUUGAUAACGUCCAUACUUUGUUGCGUCGUAAAGAGAUGAAUCAAGUUCAGGCCAACGGUUCUCAUCAUCAUGAUAAGACCGAAAUGUCAAGAAAACACAAACCCAACGGGGGGGAUGUUUCAUCCGGAGUGGACAAAAGUGUGAAUUUCCCCCCAAAGAUGCAAAAACAAAUGAAAAUGGCGACAGGCUCAAACGAGGAGGUGCCAAAAGAGAAGAAAGAAAAGGGAGGAAUGCUCGGCGAACUUAGACCACCUCGUCCUAUUAAGAGUGCCCCUAAGCCUUUAUUACCCCCCCAAUUGGAGACGAGACUAAUAACAAGAGACCAAAGGGGGGGAGACCGGCGACGGAUAAGACCGUUUUGGAGAAAGGAAUAGAAAACUCAAGGGGAGAAAAAAGACGAAAAAAGAACGUGAAUUCGACGGGACACGAAGUGAUGGUGGACAAGCUAGACAUGCUCAUUGAACAAUACAGGUUCACUAAGGUCAGUUCUGAUAAAACAGAUGGUAACAAAAGACAGCUUAGGAGGUGGUUCCAAUCAUAAUAAUCCAAGUUGCCUUUUUGGGUCGUGUGAUUACAUUUUUUUUGUAUGUUGAUUGCAAUUUUUUCCGAAAGAUAAGUGGUUUCACCUUAAACUUUGUAAAACCAAACUAUAGAUCUCUUUUAAGAAAGUAUUCUACUCCUU